CUCUGCCGCGCCUGCGCGGGAAGGGCGGGUCGGCGCGCCGGGCAGUGAGUCGGUCUCGCUGACUGCCGUGGCCCGAAGUGCAUUUCCCUUAGUGUUGGUCCAGGAGGAGGAAAGAUGGUGCUGGAUCUGGAUUUGUUUCGGGUAGAUAAAGGAGGGGACCCAGCCCUCAUCCGAGAGUCGCAGGAGAAGCGCUUCAAGGACCCAGGACUAGUGGAUCAGCUGGUGAAGGCAGACAGCGAGUGGCGACGAUGCAGAUUUCGGGCAGACAAUUUGAACAAGCUGAAGAACCUAUGCAGCAGGACAAUUGGAGAGAAAAUGAAGAAGAAAGAGGCAGUAGGAAAUGAUGAGUCCCUUCCAGAAGAUGUAUUAAAUCUUGAUGACCUUACUGCAGACACUUUAACUAACCUCAAAGUCGCGCAAAUCAAAAAAGUCCGACUCCUCAUUGACGAGGCCAUCCUAAAGUGUGAUGCCGAGCGGAUAAAGCUGGAAGCAGAGCGGUUUGAGAACCUUCGAGAGAUCGGGAAUCUUCUGCACCCCUCUGUGCCCAUCAGCAAUGAUGAGGAUGCCGACAACAAAGUAGAGAGGAUCUGGGGUGACUGUUCGGUCAGGAAGAAGUACUCUCACGUGGACCUCGUGGUGAUGGUGGAUGGCUUCGAAGGCGAAAAGGGGGCUGUGGUAGCUGGGAGUCGAGGGUACUUCCUGAAGGGGGUCCUGGUGUUCCUGGAACAGGCACUCAUCCAGUAUGCCCUUCGCACUUUGGGAAGUCGGGGCUACACUCCCAUUUAUACGCCCUUCUUCAUGAGGAAGGAGGUCAUGCAGGAAGUGGCACAGCUCAGCCAGUUUGAUGAAGAACUUUAUAAGGUGAUUGGCAAAGGCAGCGAAAAAUCUGACGACAACUCCUACGAGGAGAAGUAUCUGAUUGCCACCUCUGAGCAGCCCAUUGCCGCCCUCCACCGGGACGAGUGGCUUCGGCCGGAGGACUUGCCAAUCAAGUAUGCUGGCCUGUCCACCUGCUUUCGCCAGGAGGUGGGCUCCCACGGCCGCGACACCCGCGGCAUCUUUCGAGUCCAUCAGUUUGAGAAGAUUGAACAGUUUGUCUACUCAUCGCCACACGACAACAAGUCCUGGGAGAUGUUUGAGGAGAUGAUCGGAACCGCGGAGGAGUUCUACCAGUCCCUGGGGAUCCCCUACCACAUCGUGAAUAUCGUCUCAGGUUCUUUGAAUCAUGCUGCCAGUAAGAAGCUUGACCUGGAGGCCUGGUUUCCGGGCUCGGGAGCCUUCCGUGAGUUAGUCUCCUGUUCUAACUGCACCGACUAUCAGGCUCGCCGGCUCCGAAUCCGAUACGGGCAAACCAAGAAGAUGAUGGACAAGGUGGAGUUUGUCCACAUGCUUAACGCCACGAUGUGCGCCACGACCCGCACCAUCUGUGCCAUCCUGGAGAACUACCAGACAGAGAAGGGCAUCGUCGUGCCUGAGAAAUUGAAGGAAUUCAUGCCGCCAGGUCUCCAAGAACUGAUCCCCUUUGUGAAGCCUGCGCCUAUUGACCAGGAGCCAUCUAAGAAGCAGAAGAAGCAGCAUGAGGGCAGCAAAAAGAAAGGGGGAGCCAGAGAGGUUGCCCUGGAAAGCCAGCUGCAGAGCCUGGAGGUCACUGAUGCCUGAACAUUCCUCUGUCCCACCUUGCCAGGCUUUCACUUCCAGCAGCUGGAAUCUCCGCCUGCCCACAGGCAGGAAGCCAAGCAUGCACGCAUCACCCACCCGUCUGACUACAUUGCUAAAAGGGGAACCACCUGCCACGUACAGUGUGCAGCGUUCCUCUUUUCUCGCCUGGGCAUGAGAUCCAAUCACCGGUGACUGAUGAAACCAUGUAAUAAAGCAUCUCUGAGGGAGUCCAGGACUCCUUCUCAAUCUUC
Messenger RNA from Phacochoerus africanus (Common warthog), 1910 nucleotides. RefSeq names its product seryl-tRNA synthetase 1 (gene SARS1). The transcript is spliced from 11 exons. The record is from RefSeq and is a predicted model, not a curated record. Bases 115 to 1659 code for a protein of 514 amino acids. Gene Ontology annotation, cellular component: cytosol. NCBI's taxonomy places the organism in Eukaryota, Metazoa, Chordata, Mammalia, Artiodactyla, Suidae. Gene Ontology annotation, biological process: seryl-tRNA aminoacylation. Gene Ontology annotation, molecular function: ATP binding; tRNA binding; serine-tRNA ligase activity.